CAUGCGAACAAAAAGAAAAUAUUUUUCAUGACUGAUUUGUAAAUGUUUUGUAUGAUAUAGAAUCCCUUCAUGUGAAUAACCUUGAUUGAUAAGAAUGACUUUGAUUGUGUGGACGUUAGUUCUCUGUGUUCUGAUGUAUGGACCUGUGACUGAGGCCUGUCCUAGUGGCUGUAGCUGUUGGAGGAGUAGCGACUGUAAUGGGACAUUUGUAGACUGUGAAAAAAGAGGGUUAACUGAUGUACCUACCAACAUCUCCACGGAUACAUGUUACUUAUCCCUAGGUUACAACCAGAUAACCUCCAUUCCAGACAAUGCUUUUAAUGGAUUGCCAAAUUUGCAGACACUAUACCUUCAAGUCAACAAGAUAACCUCCAUUCCAGACAACGCCUUUAAUGGUUUGCAAAAUUUACAGACACUAUACCUUCAUGUAAACCAGAUAACCUCCAUUCCAGACAACGCCUUUAAUGGAUUGCCAAAUUUACAGACACUGUAA
Messenger RNA from Saccostrea cuccullata (small rock oyster), 493 nucleotides. RefSeq names its product leucine-rich repeat-containing protein 3B-like. The coding region runs from base 95 to 493 and encodes 132 amino acids. The transcript is spliced from 4 exons. NCBI's taxonomy places the organism in Eukaryota, Metazoa, Mollusca, Bivalvia, Ostreida, Ostreidae. The record is from RefSeq and is a predicted model, not a curated record. Gene Ontology annotation, molecular function: protein binding. Gene Ontology annotation, cellular component: extracellular matrix.